CCUUGUUUCCUGGUGGUCUGCCACGUAACAACACAAGCGCUCAGCUGGCAGAGUGGGCGACGUGUACCGGGUAACAAUAUUGCCGAAGCAGGAAAAUAUCUCACAAUAAACCCUAAAUACGAUAUAUACUAGGGGUGUCAUGGGGGGAUUGCAGAGUGCCGAGAUACCGGGAGGAGGAUCCGAAGGCUACCAUGUUCUUCGGGUUCAGGAGAACUCUCCAGGACACCGGGCAGGACUGGAGCCUUUCUUUGACUUCAUCGUCUCCAUCAACAAUGAAAGACUGAACAAGGACAAUGACACCCUGAAGGACCUAUUGAAGGCCAGUGUGGAGAAGCCAGUCAGGAUGCUGGUCUACUCCUCGAAGACCCUGGAGCUCAGGGAGUCCACCGUCAUCCCUAGCAACCUCUGGGGUGGCCAGGGCCUGCUGGGAGUCUCCAUACGCUUCUGCAGCUUCGAGGGAGCCAAUGAGAACAUCUGGCACGUGCUGGAGGUGGAGCCUAACUCUCCAGCAGCCCUGGCUGGCUUGCGGCCCCACACUGAUUACAUCAUAGGAGCCGACACCGUUAUGAACGAGUCGGAGGACCUGUUUUCCCUGAUAGAGACCCAUGAAGGGAAGGGGCUGAAGCUGUAUGUUUAUAACACAGACACAGACAACUGCAGAGAGGUGGUCAUCACCCCGAACAGCGCCUGGGGAGGGGAGGGCAGUCUGGGAUGUGGGAUAGGAUACGGGUACCUGCACAGAAUUCCCACCCGACCAUUUGAAGAGGGGAAGAAGAUCCGUUUUCCAGGUCCUCUUCCCAGUGGUGAGCCCAUCAGCCCGCUCAAGGAUGGAUUCACUCAGGUUCAGCUGGCAGCUGUAACCCCUCCGCCUGCCAUGCCUUCUGUCCCCACGGGGCUCGAGGAUUCGCUGUCCGGCCUGUCAAUCAGCUCAGCCCCGCCCACUAUCCCAAGCGAGUUUCAGACAGGUCUCCCCACUGUUCCCCUGCUGCCCACCUCUAUCAGCCCCUCCCUGAGCCCCCUAAACCCUGCCUCCACGACCUUCAACCCCGCCACCACGCUACCAGGUCUGAUGCCUCUCCCGGGCAGCUUCCCCCUACUUCCAAACCUCACCAACCUCAACCUCGGCGCACUACCAGACCUCAGCGCUGUGUCGUUAGCAGGUUUCCCUCCACUCGCCCCCCUCCCUCCUCUGAACCUGCCCGGAGUCACCCCCUUCCCCCCCAUGCCUGCCAUGCUGUCCCAGCUACCACUCCUGCCCCCAGGGGUAACAUCUUUUCCCCCGGUCGACCUCUCUUCCUUCACCCUUCCAACAGUCGCCCCAGAGAAGCAGACCCUCCCCGAUGCCACAGUUCCCUCUACUGCCACACAAUCAGCUGUCGCCUCGGAAACCGCCCCCACUGAAUCACAGGCUUCCACGGAGACAACGUCGUCGUAACACAGGAAGAGUCUCAGACCUAGAACCAAACCUACCAGUUUCUGUCUCCUCUCUCUCUCUUUCACCCUCUAUUUAUUUAGCCAGGAGGGAGAGAAGCAUAUUUCCAGCGGUGAGGCUGGCGCACUCAGAAGGCAGUUAGUUGGAAAAGUGGAGCAGAGGAAUGAAUGAUGGACAGAUGGAAUGAAGGAGUGGCAGUGGCUAGAAGCAUAGUAGCCCUACCAGCCUGUCUGUCCCACCCGGCCUCAGUUUCAUGUAAAAUUUGAAUUCUCUUCUGUACAUCAGCUUUUUUAUAACCUCCCAACCCUUUAGUAAACCCAGAAAUCUCUUAGUUAAUAUUCCUUCAUAUAUUCAUUUUUGUUAAAUUGCUUAGAUUGCCCCUUCAACAGAAACAAUCUGCAGUUGUUAUAUACAUUUUUGGACUUAUAAAUUAUGUACCCAUUAAUUCUUUAACCCCAUUCUACCCCAAAAUAUAAGCUUGUUUUACACCAAUGUUUGUAAACAAAGUAGAUGUAAACACAAAACAUGCCUAAAACUAACUUUAAUUUUUAUAUCAUGAAUGUUCAGUCCUUGCAUUUCUCCAUCCCCAUCCCUAAGCUUUUUACCGAAAGUGGGGCACGGAGUACGCUUUGUUUCAACUGCUGAUUGCUGCUUUAAAGAAUGAAAUCUGCAUUAUUUUAUGCCACAUUUGUGUUUUGAAAUCAUUAGCUAUGCAUGCCUGUACCUAUGUAAUAAGUUUCUAUGCACCGUUACGAACAGAGUGGACUAACUACCCUUUGCAAAAUAAAAAAAUUAAAAUGGGAGUUGUUUAGGAGUGCAAGGACGAAUGGAGUUAUUGCACACACGCACUUCAGAGUAGACGUUCCCUAAUGGUAAUAUGCAAAAACAUGCUAGAACACGCCAAUAGGAUCAUGCUAGCUCUUGCUUGGCUCUGCCCACCUCCUUUCUUAUUCUGCCCACGAUGAUUAAUUUGCUCCCAUUGGAAAUGACAGGCUGUGGUCUAUCUUGGGUUAGUUAUUUAAGCAAUAAGGCAUGAGGGGGUGUGGUAUAUUUUGACAAUAUACCAUGGCAAAGGGCUGUUCUUAUGCACGAUGCAACGCGCAGUGCCCGGAUACAGCCCUUAGCCGUGGUAUAUUGGCCAUAUACCACAAACCCCCAAGGUGCCUUAUUGCUAUUAUGAACUGAUGACCAACAUAAUGUUUUGUCAUACCCAUGGUAUAUGGUCUGAUAUACCACGGCUUUCAUCCAGUCAGCAUUCAGGGCUCGAACAACCCAGUUUAUAAAAAGGUAUUUGGUACCAUCCUCUGACAUGGCCAGAUGGUGGGAAAUGGAAGGCGCAGUGGGGCUGUUCAACCAAAUGAGGGCACUGUGUACCAACUUUAUUUUAACAUCCUGUACAUACAUACUCGAGCAAUAAAGCCAAUGGAAUUUUACAAUACA
Salmo salar (Atlantic salmon) is the source of this 2872-nucleotide messenger RNA. Its product is annotated as Golgi reassembly-stacking protein 2. Gene Ontology annotation, cellular component: Golgi apparatus. Gene Ontology annotation, biological process: Golgi organization. Gene Ontology annotation, molecular function: protein binding. The record is from RefSeq and is a predicted model, not a curated record. Lineage: Eukaryota; Metazoa; Chordata; Actinopteri; Salmoniformes; Salmonidae.